Amphiprion ocellaris (clown anemonefish) is the source of this 2750-nucleotide messenger RNA. RefSeq names its product tyrosine-protein kinase CSK-like. The transcript has 13 exons. The record is from RefSeq and is a predicted model, not a curated record. The coding region runs from base 519 to 1874 and encodes 451 amino acids. Gene Ontology annotation, biological process: protein phosphorylation; adherens junction organization; regulation of Fc receptor mediated stimulatory signaling pathway. NCBI's taxonomy places the organism in Eukaryota, Metazoa, Chordata, Actinopteri, Pomacentridae. Gene Ontology annotation, molecular function: protein tyrosine kinase activity; protein binding; ATP binding.
ACGGGGAAAAGGAGCAGAGCAGACUCGAAUCAGUCUGAGACGCUUUUAAUGAACCGCUGCGAAUCAUUUUGUGGCUGAAAGCUUGUCUCAUUUUCCUCUUGAGACUGAACCAUCAUCGAGGCAGCAGUGACAAACCUGCACUGAGCUUCUGGUUUCAUUAUUCAGUCUGCUUUGGAAAUAAUGCUGACAGGAGACGCUCCAGCGGACCGUCUCAGCUGGUUUUGUUGAUCUGCUUUUGGACUUCUGAAGCUUCACCUGAGACACGUUUCACUUCCUACUCAUCAGGAUUUGAUGUUUUUCAGCCUCGACUGUCGGUGUUUUAUUCCGUGAAUGGGACUUUUGCGUGCAGUGGUUCAGAUGAAAACGGACGUCGGGAAGUAGCUGGAUCACCUGUUAUCGCCUCAAAUCGCUUGUUUUUACCUGCGAACAGGCACUGUGCUGUACAUGCGUGUGUGUUUACCAGCUCUAAUGGUAGCAGCUAGAAAACCUCGCCUGUGAGAGGAUCCAACCACCUCACCAUGACAGAGGUCCAGGUUCCGUGGCCGCAGGGCACCGAGUGUGUUGCCAGGUACAAUUUCAAAGGCACAUCAGAGCAGGACCUGCCGUUUAAUAAAGGAGAUCUGCUGACUAUCAUUGUUGUCACAAAGGAUCCAAACUGGUACAAAGCCAAAAAUGCUGCUGGUCGUGAGGGAACAAUUCCAGCCAACUAUGUUCAGAAACGGGAAGGUGUGAAAUCUGGAGGCAAACUGAGUCUAAUGCCAUGGUUUCAUGGGAAGAUAACUCGGGAUCAGGCAGAGCGGCUGCUGAACCCCCCUGAGACGGGCCUGUUCUUGGUGCGAGAGAGCACCAACUUCCCCGGCGACUACACGCUGUGUGUGAGCUGCGACGGUAAGGUGGAGCACUACCGCAUCAUCUACCUCAACGGCAAGCUCACCAUCGAUGAGGAGGGCUACUUUGAAAACCUCAUGCAGCUGGUUGAGCACUACACCAAAGAUUCUGAUGGUUUGUGCACCAAACUAAUCAAGCCAAAGCUGGAGGAGGGAACAGUAGCAGCUCAGGAUGAGUUUUCCAAAGGUGGCUGGUCGAUGAACAGAAAGGACGUCAAGCUGCAGCAGGUUAUUGGAAAAGGAGAAUUUGGAGAUGUCAUGGUGGGAGACUACAGAGGGACCAAAGUAGCUGUGAAGUGCAUAAAAAAUGAUGCCACAGCACAGGCCUUUAUUGCAGAAGCUUCCGUCAUGACGCAACUACGACACGAUAACCUGGUACAGCUGCUCGGAGUGAUUGUGGAGGAGAACGGGAGUCUGUUUAUAGUUACUGAGUAUAUGGCCAAGGGUUGUCUGGUUGACUACUUGCGUUCCAGAGGUCGGACAGUACUUGGUGGAGAUGCUCUUCUAAAUUUUGCAUUAGACGUCUGUGAAGCCAUGGCAUAUCUGGAGGCCAAUAACUUUGUGCACCGAGACUUAGCAGCCCGAAAUGUUCUCGUGUCAGAGGACAACAUCGCCAAAGUCAGUGACUUUGGUCUGACCAAAGAGGCGUCUUCCACUCAAGAUACAGCCAAGCUGCCUGUGAAGUGGACAGCACCUGAAGCCCUGAGAGAAAAGAAAUUUUCCACCAAAUCAGAUGUUUGGAGCUACGGGAUUUUGCUUUGGGAAAUAUACUCCUUUGGCCGAGUCCCCUACCCAAGAAUUCCAUUAAAAGACGUCGUGCCUCGAGUGGAAAAGGGUUACAAAAUGGACUGUCCAGAUGGCUGCCCUGAAGUUGUGUAUAACAUCAUGAAACAAUGCUGGAACCUGGAUCCCGCUGCUCGACCGAGCUUUCAAAUGCUGAAGGAGUGGCUACAGCACAUCAGCCAAGGGAUGGGAAAAAAACAAUGAGAGAUCUGACAGAACAGACAACAAGAGUGACUUUCCUCUUCCUUCAUUUUGACCACUGGGACCACAAUCUGGGAUGAAAAAAAGUCUCAAGACCUGUAUUAUUUGGCAAAUUUCACAACAAAUGGUAUUUUCAUCAACUCUAUUCUUCUUAGUGACGUCCUUCACGUCAGGAUGUUCACACAGCAGCCACUCUUAAUGGGCAUCAGGUUCGUCAUGUCUUCCUGCACUCUGUUAUUAAGAGUGAAUGAUUAACUGUCAUAUCGACUCGUCUUUCCCUAGACACAGUGCUGCCUCAGAGCCGUAGUGCCUUGACAUGUCUUCAUAUCUUUUAUGUCCUUUACACUGAUAUCUUUUGUCAUAUUGAGUGCAGCCUUUAAUUUUAUAAACUUGUAGAAAGUAACAUCAUUUGACUCAGCUGACUGAAUCCACAGUAUCCGUUUAAACAGGAAAGAUGCUUCAUAAGUAGAAAUACAGUUUUGAUACGUCGUAACUUGCUGUUAUUAUUGUUUGCUUUUUUUAUGGUUUCCAGGUACACCUUUUUGCAUGAAUGUGGGAUUAUUUUGUUUAAAAGACUAAAUUUAAAUAACUGUAAUUAUGCAACUUUAUUUUUUAUUGUUGAAUAAUAUUAAGUGCAUAAUUCCUACUUUCUGAUCCCUCUGUAAGUAAAGAAGCACCAGUAAUGCCAUAACAACACUCUGCAAUUUGGUAGAUGGAAUUUUCAUAACCAAACUUUUCCAAACCCAUCAUAAAGUGUUUUGCAAUGCAAAUCUUUUGAUCUAAUCAAACUAUGGGAAUUGUGUAUGCAGGAGAAAAAGAGAAUGUUAAUAAACGUAGCGUGCUGCCAUUUUUGAGAAUAAAAAAAUAGUUUUGAAAAUG